Messenger RNA from Mirounga angustirostris (Northern elephant seal), 9288 nucleotides. It is a transcript of the gene ADAMTSL1, whose product is annotated as ADAMTS like 1. Gene Ontology annotation, biological process: extracellular matrix organization; proteolysis. Gene Ontology annotation, molecular function: metalloendopeptidase activity. The record is from RefSeq and is a predicted model, not a curated record. Gene Ontology annotation, cellular component: extracellular matrix. The transcript is spliced from 28 exons. Bases 330 to 5633 code for a protein of 1767 amino acids. Lineage: Eukaryota; Metazoa; Chordata; Mammalia; Carnivora; Phocidae.
CGGCGCGCUCUGCUCUCCUUUCUUUUCCGUCCCGUUCACCCUCUUUUGCUCACACUGUUACACUUUCUCUGUCCCCCGGCUUUGUUAUUCAGCAUGUCUGAUUAGCAGGAGCCUGAUUGGCUGGCUGCCUGCUCCGAAAGAGAUUCCAUUCAGCUUACCCCCCACCCAUCCACCCACCCACCCACCCUCGGUCAGGAAAUGUGAGCGGGGCUGAUGGAAGCUGAUAGGCAGGGCUGGAGUGUUAGCACCGGUACUGGAUGUGACAGCAGGCAGAAGGGCACUUAGCCGCUUAUUCAGUGUCCGAUCGGGAUUCCGGCAAGGAUCCAAGCAUGGAAUGCUGCCGUCGUCGGGCAACUCCUGGCACACCGCUCCUCUUUCUGGCUUUCCUGCUCCUGAGCUCCAGAACAGCACGCUCUGAGGAGGACCGGGAUGGCCUGUGGGAUGCUUGGGGCCCAUGGAGCGAGUGCUCACGCACCUGCGGUGGAGGGGCCUCCUACUCGCUGAGACGCUGCCUCAGCAGCAAGAGCUGUGAGGGAAGAAAUAUCCGAUAUAGAACAUGCAGUAAUGUGGACUGCCCACCAGAAGCAGGCGACUUCCGGGCUCAGCAAUGCUCCGCUCACAAUGAUGUCAAGCACCAUGGCCAGUUUUAUGAAUGGCUCCCUGUGUCUAAUGACCCCGACAACCCAUGUUCACUCAAAUGCCAGGCCAAAGGAACAACCCUAGUUGUGGAACUAGCACCUAAAGUCUUAGAUGGGACCCGUUGCUACACAGAAUCUUUGGAUAUGUGCAUCAGUGGUUUGUGCCAAAUUGUCGGCUGUGAUCACCAGCUGGGAAGCACCAUCAAGGAGGAUAACUGUGGAGUCUGCAACGGGGAUGGGUCCACCUGCCGGCUGGUCCGAGGGCAGUAUAAAUCCCAGCUCUCCGCAACCAAAUUGGAUGAUACUGUGGUUGCUAUUCCCUAUGGAAGUAGACAUAUUCGCCUCGUCUUAAAAGGACCUGAUCACUUGUAUCUGGAAACCAAAACCCUGCAGGGGGCUAAAGGUGAAAACAGUCUCAGCUCUACAGGCACCUUUCUUGUGGACAAUUCUAGUGUGGACUUCCAGAAAUUUCCAGACAAAGAGAUACUGAGAAUGACUGGACCACUCACAGCAGAUUUCAUUGUCAAGAUCCACAACUCAGGGCCCGCUGACAGCACAGUCCAGUUCAUCUUCUAUCAGCCGAUCAUCCACCGUUGGAGGGAGACAGAUUUCUUUCCUUGCUCAGCAACCUGUGGAGGAGGUUACCAGCUGACAUCGGCAGAGUGUUACGACCUUCGGAGCAACCGUGUGGUUGCCGAUCAGUACUGUCAGUAUUACCCGGAGAACAUCAAACCCAAACCCAAACUUCAAGAGUGCAACUUGGAUCCUUGCCCAGCCAGUGACGGAUACAAGCAGAUCAUGCCUUAUGACCUCUACCAUCCCCUUCCUCGGUGGGAGGCCACCCCGUGGACCGCGUGCUCCUCCUCGUGUGGGGGGGGCAUCCAGAGCCGGGCAGUUUCCUGUGUGGAGGAGGACAUCCAGGGGCAUGUCACCUCAGUGGAAGAGUGGAAAUGCAUGUACACCCCUAAGAUGCCCAUCGUGCAGCCCUGCAACAUUUUUGACUGUCCUAAAUGGCUGGCACAGGAGUGGUCUCCGUGCACCGUGACAUGUGGCCAGGGCCUCAGGUAUCGGGUGGUCCUCUGCAUCGACCAUCGUGGAAUGCACACAGGAGGUUGUAGCCCCAAAACGAAGCCCCACAUAAAAGAGGAAUGUGUCAUACCCACUCCCUGCUAUAAACCCAAAGAGAAGCUUCCAGUAGAGGCCAAGCUUCCAUGGUACAAACAAGCUCAAGAGCUAGAAGAAGGAGCCGCUGUGUCAGAAGAGCCCUCGUUCAUCCCCGAAGCCUGGUCGGCCUGCACGGUUACCUGUGGUGUGGGGACCCAGGUACGAAUGGUGAGGUGCCAGGUGCUCCUGUCUUUCUCUCAGUCCGUGGCUGACCUGCCUGUUGACGAAUGUGAAGGGCCCAAGCCAGCAUCCCAGCGUGCCUGUUAUGCAGGACCAUGCCACGGGGAAGUGCCUGCGUUGAACCCAGAAGAGACAGAUGGCCUCUUGGGUGGCCUGCAGGAUUUUGACGAGCUCUAUGACUGGGAAUAUGAGGGCUUCACCAAGUGCUCCGAGUCAUGUGGAGGAGGUGUCCAGGAGGCUGUGGUGAGCUGCCUGAACAAACAGACGCGGGAGCCUGCUGAUGAGAACCUGUGUGUGACCAGCCGCCGGCCCCCACGGCUCCUCAAGUCCUGCAGUUUGGAUCCCUGCCCAGCCAGGUGGGAAAUUGGCAAGUGGAGUCCAUGCAGUCUCACCUGUGGGGUUGGCCUGCAGACCAGAGAUGUCUUCUGCUCCCACCUCCUUUCCAGAGAGAUGAAUGAAACCGUAAUCCUGGCCGAUGAACUGUGCCGUCAGCCCAAGCCCAGCACAGUGCAAGCUUGUAACCGCUUCAACUGCCCCCCUGCCUGGUACCCUGCACAGUGGCAACCGUGUUCCAGGACCUGCGGAGGGGGCAUCCAGAAGCGUGAAGUUCUUUGCAAACAGCGCAUGGCUGACGGCAGCUUCCUGGAGCUUCCUGAGACCUUCUGUUCAGCCUUGAAACUGGCCUCCCAGCAAGCCUGCAAGAAGGAUGACUGUCCCAGCGAGUGGCUCCUCUCUGACUGGACAGAGUGUUCCACAAGCUGUGGAGAAGGCACGCAGACUCGAAGUGCCAUUUGCCGGAAGGUGCUGAAAACCGGGGUCUCGGCUAUCGUCAAUUCCUCCCUGUGCCCUCCCCUGCCCUUCUCUUCAUCCAUCAGGCCCUGCAUGCUGGCAACCUGUGCACGGCCCGGGCGGCCGUCCACCAAGCACAGCCCUCACAUCGAGGCCGCCAGGAAGAUCUACAUCCAGACCCGGAGGCAGAGGAAGCUGCACUUCGUCGUGGGCGGGUUCGCCUACCUGCUCCCCAAGACGGCAGUGGUGCUGCGCUGCCCCACGCGGCGCUUCCGCAAGCCCCUGAUCACCUGGGAGAAGGACGGCCAGCACCUCAUCAGCUCCGCGCACGUCACCGUGGCCCCUUUUGGCUACCUGAAGAUCCACCGCCUCAAGCCCGCCGACGCCGGCAUCUACACCUGCUCCGCGGGACCCGCCCGGGAGCACUUUGUCCUUAAGCUCAUUGGAGGCAACCGGAAGCUGGUGGCCCGGCCCCUGAGCCUGAGGAGCGAGGAGGAGGCCCUCGCGGUGAGGAAGGCCAGCCCGAAGGAGGCCCUGCAGCCGCACAAACACCAGAACGGCAUCUUCUCUAACGGCAGCAAGGCUGAGAAGCGGGGCCCCGCCGCUGACCCGGGGAGCCGCUACGAUGACCUUGUCUCCCGGCUGCUGGAGCAGGGGGGCUGGCCCGGGGAGCUCCUCGCCUCACGGGAGGUGCAGGACUCCACGGAGAGGAACACGUCCUCCGAGGAGGACCAGAACGCCGAGCAGGCCCUCUGGCACCUGCCCUUCACCAUGGUGACCGAGCAGAAGCGCCUGGACGACAUCCUCCGGAACCUCUCCCAGCAGCCCGAGGAGCUUCGAGACGUCUACAGCAAGCACCUGGUGGCCCAGCUGGCCCAGGAGAUCUUCCGCAGCCACCUGGAGCCCCAGGACAUGCUGCUCAAGCCACCUGAGCGGCGGGGACCCCCCGUGGCCAUCCCCCCUCAUAAGCACGUGUCUGGCUUCAGCAGCUCGCUCCGGACCUCGGCCGCCGGGGAGGCGGGGGUUGGCUCUCGCCGGCCCCACCGCAAGCCCACCAUCUUGCGGAAGAUCUCAGCUGCCCAGCAGCUCUCGGCCUCCGAGGUGGUCACCCACCUCGGGCAGACUGUGGCCCUGGCCAGUGGGACGCUGAGUGUGCUUCUGCACUGCGAGGCCAUAGGCAACCCAAGGCCGACCAUCAGCUGGGCCAGGAACGGAGAAGAGGUGCAGUUCAGUGACAGGAUUCUUCUGCAGCCAGAUGAUUCCUUACAGAUCCUGGCACCAGUGGAAGCUGAUGUGGGUUUCUACACUUGUAACGCCACCAAUGCCUUGGGAUAUGACUCUGUCUCCAUCGCUGUCACAUUAGCAGGAAAACCACUAGUGAAGACAUCACGAGGGACUGUGAUCAACACCGAGGAGCCUGCCAUCACAGUUGAUGUGGGAAGCACCAUCAAAACAGUACAAGGAGUGAAUGUAACAAUUAACUGCCAAGUUGCAGGUGUGCCUGAAGCUGAAGUCACUUGGUUCAGGAAUAAAAGCAAACUGGGCUCCCCUCCCCAUGGGCACGAGGGCUCCUUGCUGCUCACAGACGUGUCCGCCUCGGAUCAGGGCCUGUACUCCUGCAGGGCAGCCAAUGUCCAUGGAGAGCUGACUGAGAACACGCAGCUGCUGAUCCUAGAUCCCCCCCAAGUCCCCACACAGUUGGAAGACAUCAGGGCCUUGCUUUCAGCCACUGGACCGAACCUUCCUUCAGUGCUGACAUCUCCUCUGGGAGCACAGCUGGUCCUGGAUCCUGGGAAUUCCGCUCUCCUUGGCUGUCCCAUCAAAGGUCACCCUACCCCCAAUAUCACCUGGUUCCAUGGUGAUCAGCCAGUCGCCACUGUCCCAGGACUGACACAUCAUAUCUUGGCAGCUGGACAGAUUCUUCAGGUUGCAAAUCUUAGUGGCGGGUCUCAAGGGGAAUUCAGCUGCCUUGCUCAGAAUGAGGCAGGAAUGCUCGUGCAGAAGGCCUCUUUGGUGAUCCAAGAUUACUGGUGGUCUGUGGACAGACUGGCAACCUGCUCAGCCUCCUGUGGUAACAGGGGCGUUCAGCAGCCCCGCCUGAGGUGUCUCCUGAACAGCACAGAGGUCAACCCCACUCACUGUGCGGGGAAGGUGCGCCCUGCUGUGCAGCCUGUCGCCUGCAACCGGAGAGACUGUCCUUCUCGGUGGAUGGUGACCUCCUGGUCGGCCUGUACCCGGAGCUGUGGGGGAGGCGUCCAGACCCGCCGGGUGACCUGCCAGAAGCUGAAAGCCUCUGGGAUCUCCACCCCUGUGUCCAAUGAUCUGUGUACACAGCUCGCCAAACGGCCAGUAGACACCCAGGCCUGUAACCAACAGCUCUGCGUGGAGUGGGCCUUCUCCAGCUGGGGCCAGUGCAACGGGCCUUGCAUCGGGCCUCACCUAGCCGUGCAACACAGACAAGUGUUCUGCCAAACACGGGAUGGCAUCACUUUACCAUCAGAGCAGUGCAGCUCCCUUCCCAGGCCCGUGAGCACCCAGAACUGCUGGUCAGAAGCCUGCAGCGUACACUGGAGGGUCAGCCUGUGGAGCCUGUGCACGGCGACCUGCGGCAACUACGGCUUCCAGGCCCGGCGCGUUGAGUGUGUGCAUGCCCGCACCAACAAGGCCGUGCCCGAACACCUGUGCUCCUGGGGGCCCCGGCCCGCCAACUGGCAGCGCUGCAACAUCACUCCAUGUGAAAACAGUACGUUCCAACCCCAAAGGGCCUUCUGCCAGGUCCCCAUAGGCCAGCGGGGGCAGAGGGCAGGCCCUGGGCCCGAACCGGAGCCUAGGCCCCUGGAUCAGGUCUCCCAGGGACGGUGAGCUGGGGCCAGAGUUGGGGGUUUUCAGAGGGGCGCCCGCCAGCGAGCCAAGACGUGUGCAAGGAGGUGUAUUCUCACGUCCAGGCCCCCAAGGAUGGCUAAGUGUGCCCCGAGGCACUGAGCAAAGCCAGGUGCUGUUGGCCCGGUGCUAAAUGAGGUCGGCCUCCAGCUCCCCUGCAGUAGCUUGGCCGGGACCCAGAGAGGACAACCAGACAAUGCCUCCGGGGCCAGGCCACUCGACAGAAAGUACUGCCCACACGAGACGAGCAUGCCGAGCGCCUCCUGCCCAGCUGGCCCUGCACCCAUCAUGGCUCUGCCUCUCAUGGAACAAGGAGCUGCCGCCCCAGGGGCGCCCACCGAAAUUGUGCAGGAGCCCAUGCCCUCGAGAUCUGAUACUCCUUCACUCCCCCCUCCCUCGAGUCUGGAUCCUCCUCCGCCUGACAUUGGCAUCUGUAUCCCGGUCGGGUAUUUUUUCUUCCUCUGGACCCAAAACAAACUGGAGGGGGGACGAAGACAAAGUCUGAGGCAAAGAAUAAGAAAUGUUAAAACGUUGCCAUGCAGUUUCCCCCCAAAUGGGGCCUCUCCGAGCAUCGAGCAUCGGAUUGCUAAGGCGGAGGCAGAUGCCUGUGGGCACACCGUCCCCUUGCUUAUACACCGGGGAGAGAGGAUCUCUGUUCUCUGGGUGGUGCCGGCCCCUCUGUGUGUCAAGAGCUCACCGCCAUCCAUACUAUCAGUUCAGUCGAAGUAGUUCAGACUUACAGUGUUAAUCAUAGACGUCCACCCCCCAAAUCAGCACCGAUAUUUCAGGACCCUCUCGUUCCUGCCAGUGCUCAGCUAGCACGCCACAGUGCUCAGGUCAGGCCCGGCCAGGGGAAGGAGGAGAGGCUGAGGUGCACAGGGUAAGAAAACAGAGGGGGCCCCAUCAUCCGGCCAGCCACUGGAACCCCGGGGGCAGCCUGGGAGGCACGGGGCAGAGUUCCACCAGAGUGAGACCAGCCCCCAGGUGCUGGACAGCAGUGGCCCCUCCAGCCCCAGAGCCAAUGCCCAAGGCAGACCCCAGCAAGCACCCCGUGGCCACAGCCCUUGGGCUCUGUUUCACAUCUCUCUUCUGUCCCCUUUCCCAGUGGAGUGCAGAGAUACCACCAGGUACUGCGAGAAGGUGAAACAGCUGAAACUCUGCCAACUCAGCCAGUUCAAAUCUCGCUGCUGUGGGACUUGUGGCAAAGCGUGAAGACGGGGCCCAGGGAGGAACUCCACCCUGGCCGCACAGAGGACUCACGCCACCACCUUGGACAGAACUUAAGCUUUCUUGGUUUAUUUAUUUAUUGCCCUCUACCUGCCCCCACCACACACGCCCUCGUCCGACCUCCUCCCCCCACCCCCGAUGUGAGGGCCUCAGCAUGUCCUCUCUCUCAGUUAGCUGGAGGACAGGAUGUUGGGGAAAGACAAGGAAAGGGGUCUAAAGGAGGUUGCAGAGCAGAUGCCUUCCCCAACCCGGGUCCCAGACAGACCAAGCAAGAGGCCAGCACAGCUCCUGGGGACAGCAGGGAGUCAGGGCCAAGAGCGGACGAGAGACAGGCGGGUAGGGUGACAGCGUUUGGAAAGCCCUGAUGCACAACCAGCUGUGUCUUCCCUGGCAGCACGCUGUCGACCCAGGAGCGUCCUGCUGCUUUGUGUCCCCCCCUGCCUCCGCCUGAGGGGAGGACACCAUCGCGAGGCAGAACCCAGGCCACAACCAUGCGCUUCCGGUGCGGAGCCGUGAGAACUCAAAGCACCCAUACAGAGCAGUCGGGGGGAGACCAUCCAGGUGGGCCCACAGCACACUUGCGGCAGAACUUCUACAAAGUGGGGGGGAAGGGUACGGAAGCAAAAAGAAGCCUGUGCACGGCCCUCAGCGGGGAAGCCAGGUAGAUGAAGAGUGAGCAGGCCCGAGGCUCCGGGAAGGGACACUCCAAAUUCUGCCGCCCUCCUAGAGGGCACAGGCCCUGGGGGCCCAUGCUGCGAGGUAGAAGACAGACCCUCCCCUUGGGGUGGGGGGGUGGGGUCUGCUUUCCCCGUGCCGUCUCGGUGAACAUUCUGCCUGGACACCCCUAGCAAAGCUAGUGAGACAUCGGGGUUACGCAGUCAGGCCACCCCUGGCAUCUCUCCCUAAGUCACGAGUUCCGCACCACCCCCACCCCAACCCAGGAUUAACUGCUGAUGGGGACCAGGGGCAUUUGGAGCGUCAAUAGCCCGGGUCUUCUGCCUCGAUGGCCGAUGCUGCUCCACUUAAGGGCCAGGGAUUGGGGUCAGUGUGCCAGAGAGGGUCCAUCAGGUCAUAGGAGCCACUUCCGGAGCUGGCCAGGACAAGGGGACAAGGGGCCGGACAGCCGGCUUGUGCGGGCCGUUCCAGGAGCACGAGAGCUGCCCUCCUGUUCACACAGCAGCUUGGGGCGGGUAGCGGGGUGCGGUGGCGAAGCCGUAGGGUAACGACAGCUUGCAAGAGGGUCCUCAAAGGCUUUUCAACCUCUUCCCCACACACAAUGAAAUACUACGAACCUUACCAGAAUGAAUACCACCCAUUUUAGGAAUUCGGUGAGCAAGGCAGCACACACCCUUCCAGAAGUGCCCGUCAGCUACAGUAAAAUGGCCGUGGCCCAGUCUAGUGGCAAACCUGAAAUUCUGGGACUAUUUGGCAAAUUGCUCUUUCAGCAGAGGGGCUUUGGGUGAGUGGCUUUGGCCACCUCCCCCUGUUGGCCACUGUCACUCACCCCUUGGAUCAACUGCCCCCCACCUCCCACACAUGAACUCACAAAAUGCCACUCAGCCCCAGGACCACCCCUGAUACCCGGGUGCCUGGAAGUCAGAAAUGGGGAGGGGGAGACACUAUUAAGCUGUGUGCCCCCCAGGGGAGCUAUGAACAAUUAAGGUGGGUCUCUUUCUUCCUCACCACAAUAGGCUCUAAGAAAUCACAUUACUAAAAAUCAGUGUCAUGUUUAUUUAAAAUAAAAGAGAAUGUUUUCUAUGUCUGUAUAUCUUUUGUGAAUAUUUAUUAGGAUUUCUUGUGUAAAAAAGUGCAAUAUUAAUAAUUGUACAUUGUCAUCCGGAAAACAAAGUGUUUGGGGGACUUUUGAUUAACUUCCUGCAGUUGUGUUCCCGUAAUUACUCAGUGGUAAUUAUUGUAUUGUUCCUAUUUUUAAUAGAACCUGAUGUUUAACUCCAGAUCCUGUAACUGUAACUCACUGUGUACAGAAUAUGUUGUAAAUCUAACAUGGGAUGACAGGGCAGUAAGAGGCAGUAGUUAUGCAUGGAAUGAAGACCGAUUCCGUACUACAAACUAACGCAGUUGGUUAUUUCUAGUUCAGUCGCUAUGGAAAACCAGUGGCCAAUAUUUAUGUUUCCUAAAUAGCAGGUGUCCUCCCGCUCGGGCUCGUGUCAGGCUGCAGCAGUUGAAGUGGGUUUCAGAGCGAGCCUGGAGAACCUAGGUUUGGGGUAAGAGGUAGCAUGCUCCUUGCAUGAGAUGAAUGUACAUUUAUUGUUUGUUCUGUGAAUCGUGACUCAACAGCAGCACAAGAUGAUUAGAGCGGCUAAAUAAUGUGGAAGGAGGCACUUCCUCCUCUAAAACACAAAACUGUAUUUAUAUUUUUUGUACAGAUAAUACAGCUUAUUUAUUUAAA